UGUUGCAGAUGCAUGAUGGGAAACGUGUCUCCUGUUGCUCUCCUGUGUUCUUUUUCCUUUUUUCCCUCCUUCAUUUUAUAGCGAGAACAACGCUUUACUGACUCAACAACACGUUCCCAUUUUUGAGCUGCAAUCUUUCACUAAGUUUUCAAAGGUGAUCUUUAGUAGCCAUGGCUCGUACCAAGCAGACUGCCCGUAAGUCCACUGGAGGCAAAGCCCCCCGUAAACAGCUGGCCACCAAGGCUGCUCGCAAGAGCGCCCCGUCCACUGGUGGCGUCAAGAAGCCCCAUCGCUACAGGCCUGGCACUGUGGCUCUGCGUGAGAUUCGUCGUUAUCAGAAGUCUACUGAGCUGCUGAUCCGCAAGCUGCCCUUCCAGCGCCUGGUGAGAGAAAUCGCCCAGGACUUCAAGACUGACCUGCGUUUCCAGAGUGCAGCCAUCGGAGCUCUGCAGGAGGCCAGCGAGGCCUACCUGGUGGGCCUGUUUGAGGACACCAACCUGUGCGCCAUCCACGCCAAGCGUGUCACCAUCAUGCCCAAAGACAUCCAGCUGGCACGCCGUAUCCGCGGGGAACGCGCUUAAAACGUUUUCUUUGUUGUUCUAUCUGUCUAUCUCUCGUCCUGUCGCCACUCUUUCCUCCCUCUAUACUUAGUUGGUAGUUUGGUUUGAGGUCCUAUCUAUAUAUCAUAUGAUUGUGAUAACCGUAAAAUGUGUGAUCAUGUCUUCUUUGGUGCUACUAGUAGCAGAGUUUCUUUAGAGAUAUCUUCAUGUACGUUUGAAACUUUGAAUUACACUCCUCACGUAUAACUAGCUCACAGGAACGCUGGUUCUCUCAUGCAGAAGGUCUUUGAAAGUGAUAAAGAAUAGUGUGAUCUGGAAUCAGCAUAUAGGAAGUUGCAUUAAGAUUAAGACAUUUUCAUCUUCAGACGGAUAUAUACAUUGAUAUAAUGGGUCUUCUGUUUUUUUUCUAUUAUUUUUGAUAGAUUUGUUGUAAAAGUAGUGAUUUUUCUUUCUUUCUUUUUUACAAUAUUGGGUGUAUUUCUACUGUUAGUGUUUAAUGUAUCAAAAAACAAGUUUGAUUCUGGUUGUCAGUUAGAAACGUCAUUGUGCUAUGAUGACACUGCAUUUUUGGCAGAAUACAAGCGGCGUAUAUGUAGCAGACCUGCGGCGAUCAUACUUUGAUUUCCAGCCACGUUAUUAUGUCCAGGUAAUGUUUUGACUUUUUGUUUCUCUCUCAGGUUGAUAUGAUAACCUAAUUUUUUUUCUACUGUGUUUUUGAUUUUAUGUUUUCAGU
Centropristis striata (black sea bass) is the source of this 1293-nucleotide messenger RNA. Its product is annotated as histone H3.3A. The record is from RefSeq and is a predicted model, not a curated record. The coding region runs from base 171 to 581 and encodes 136 amino acids. The transcript has 4 exons. NCBI's taxonomy places the organism in Eukaryota, Metazoa, Chordata, Actinopteri, Perciformes, Serranidae. Gene Ontology annotation, molecular function: structural constituent of chromatin; protein heterodimerization activity; DNA binding. Gene Ontology annotation, cellular component: nucleosome.